Sapajus apella (tufted capuchin) is the source of this 2506-nucleotide messenger RNA. It is a transcript of the gene MKNK2, whose product is annotated as MAPK interacting serine/threonine kinase 2. The record is from RefSeq and is a predicted model, not a curated record. The coding region runs from base 1 to 1290 and encodes 429 amino acids. The transcript has 7 exons. Lineage: Eukaryota; Metazoa; Chordata; Mammalia; Primates; Cebidae.
AUGACCCCCCCCAACCCUGAGCCCGAGGCCUCCCAGAACACAGAGGCUAGCGAGGUGCGGAGGGCCCGGGCGCCGGAGCCAGUGCGCAGGCGCGCGGCCGCCAAAGGUGGGAGGGGGUCCCCAGGGCUAGCGGCCGGGACCCCGGUGUCCUUGCUCUCCGCGCCGCCCGUCAUCCCGGAGCACUGUGUGGGGGGGCAGAGCCCCGGUCGCCCGGAGGAGGAGGAGGCGGCACCAGGGGACCGGCCUGGCGCGGCCGGAGCGCGCAGCCGUACUGCGCUCCCAGAGAGCGCCCCGCUCCAGGCCCCGCCCACGUCGCGCGUAGGGGGCGAGGCCGGGCGGAGCCUGCGUCGGGGGCGGGGCCAGGGCAAGUCCGGGCCUAUAAAGGUGGCGGCGGCGGCGACGCGCCCGGCUCCUCUCGGCGGCGGCGGCCCAGGCGGAGGAGUCCGCUCUGGCGGUGGUGGCGGCGGUGGCGCUGUUCCCCGCGCGGUCCGCGGAGCGGGGUCCGGGCUGCCCGACGUGGGGUGGCGGCGGCACUGCGGCCCCGGCCCGAGCCCGACCGCGGGUCCCCUCCUCGGCCGCCCCCCGCCCGGCUGCCCGCCCUCGGGCCGCCCCCCGGGCCCUCGGUCCCCUACCCCGCUGGCGGGGCCCGGACAGAAGAUGGUGCAGAAGAAACCGGCCGAAGUUCAGGGCUUCCACCGUUCGUUCAAGGGCCAGAACCCCUUCGAGCUGGCCUUCUCCCUAGACCAGGCCCACCACGGAGACUCUGACUUUGCCCUGCAGUGCUCAGCCCGCCCUGACAUGCCAGCCAGCCAGCCCAUCGACAUCCCGGACGCCAAGAAGAGGAGCAAGAAGAAGAAGCGCGGCCGGGCCACCGACAGCUUCUCAGGCAGGUUUGAAGACGUCUACCAGCUGCAGGAGGAUGUGCUGGGGGAGGGCGCACAUGCCCGCGUGCAGACCUGCGUCAACCUGAUCACCAGCCAGGAGUACGCUGUCAAGGUGGGCCUGCUGUCACACCCUCAGGGCCCGGUGCCCUGGGGUCGGUGCUGUAGGGGGUGGAAGCAGGCUGUGGCAUUCCGGCUCUGCAUCCUACAGCCGAGAAAACCAGUGUUUAAAAGCGGCCACCGAGCCCUGAGCCCAGUUGGGAAUGACAGCACAGGUGACCCCCUGUGCCUCCCCCACCACGUCCAGGUGGCCAAAGACCUGCUACCAGAGUGGGGGCUUCAGUCACCACUGGGUGCCCUGGACAGUCCCUUCCUGAGUCGUCCCUGCGGGUUCAUGGCAGUUGUAUGACAAGGAUCAAAACCCAGUGUCAUAUCCCAGGGCCCAGAGGAGCUUUGCGUCUGGGGAGCCUCAGUGCAGGCCGGUGAGAGCGCCGGGGCUAGGCUGGCUGCCGAACCCAGGGCGUGGCCGAAGGGGUGGGAUUAGGAGCCUGUUGAGGCCCUGGUACUGACCCUGUGACCUUGCGGGCCAGGCGGUUGGAUCCCAUGUUCCAAGAAAUCUUCCAGGCUUCCCUCGUGACUUGGCACCGGGCUUCCGGACUGGGUGGGGUCCCGGGAGGGCUGACUGCCUGGGAAAGAGGGCCAGGUGUGCCCUGGCAAGCAUGGCUGGCCAGGGGCCUGUGGGUCCUGGUGGACGGCCAGGCCAGAGCCUUCCUCUGAGGAGGAAGAGGACGGGUGGCCAAGGUGGGGAGGCCACUGGCUGGGCUGGCCGGGUGCUGGGACCACGUGGGCAACAGGUGGGGACAGACGCAGUACAGUCCCUGCUUCCCGGGAGCCCCCAGCAGGCCAGGGCGAUGGUGCGGGAGCUCUGGGCCCCUGUGGAACACUUCUGCACGGCAGGUGUCCCUCUGAGCACGGCCCCUUCCAGGUGGCCCCACAGGCAGCCUUGCUUCGUGUCCUUGUUUGACAGAUAGGGACACUGAGGCUCAGAGGCUUAGGUAGACUGAGUCAUGCUGUGUAGUCUCUGGGGGCUCCUAACUGGUGUCUCAGAGACACCUCCCUGCUCAUCUUGCUGCCUUGACCCCAUGUGGUCAGCGCUGGGAUCUGGAGAGCCUGGGGGACUUCCUGGUGGAGGCGUUGUUGGUCACUGACGUCUGGGAGUUGUUCCAGCCAGGUGGCAGUGGGAGGAGAAGGUGUCCUGGGCGAGUCAGAGAGGCUAACCGCUGGUGCUGUGCAUUUGAGGAGUGUUGUUUCAUUCUGUGGGGACUGGGGUGUGGGCCCUCUGCCCUCAGUGGGCCAGUGCCUGUCGCUCACAGAGGCUUCCUUGGGGCUGCCUGGUGCCACGAGGCUGCUGGCGGAUGCAGAUCCCCAAGCUGGGACCUCAGAAGAGGCCCCUUCUCUGCCAGGAUGGGCUGUGCUCCCCUUCCUGAAGUCACAUUCUAGCCGGCCACCCAACGCGCAGGAUGAAGUUCAUUGUCUUUUCUUUUUUUUUUUUUUUUUUGAGAUGGAGUUUCUCUCUUGUCACCAGGCUGGAGCACAGUGGCAGGAUCUCGGCUCACCACAACCUC